UUCAGAUGUCUCUCCACAUCAAGGAUUUUAGUCGCUUGUUGUCGCUGUGUCCAUGGAAAGUUUGUGUGUGUUUUUUUCCUUCCUGAAAGUUUACGCAGGGCUGUUGCGCGCAUCCAACAUGACAGAGAAAGUAACGGACAUCACGGCUGGCAGUGAUUCCCUGCUGUGCUGGUUACUGCAAUGAAUGGUAACACUGUCCAGCAGACCACAAGCACUGCACCGUCCAUAGCGCCUCCUUGUGGAUGGAGGGAGUUCUGCGAGUUGCAUGCCAGCACCACGGCCCGAGAACUUGCCCAGCACUACCGGCGCUUCGUCAGAGAGCGGCCGGUGCAGGAUGUGGUCCCGCCAGAAAGUUUCUCAAAGCAGUUCAGCGCCCUCUUCCAGCACCACUUCAGCUGCGAGGUGGCUAAAGAUGCAGAACCUGCCCUGUGGCCUCCACUGCCUCCUCCUUUGCUGCCCAUGACUGGCCGCUUACGCAUCACUUCCUUCUCAGGGGUGCUGGAUUACCGGGAGACUGCGCGGCCAGGAAUGACUCCAUUAGUUGCCGUGUUGGCACCCAAACCAGAUGCUGCCGUCGUCCCUAGAGAACAGGAGCAGUUGCUGCGAUGCUCUCCCGCAGACACUACACACAGAACGCGGCAUCAUAGCCAGGAAGAUGAACACCUAGAGCAGAGGACCGGGUCUGAACGAUAUUCACCCACUUUGUUUUCCUUCCCUUCCCGUAGUGAUGUAACCAACUUUUCUGUCAGGGGAUUUCGAGAAAGCGUAUGCCGAUUCUUUAAGAAAUCCCCCCAAACUGAUGAACCUUCAGGUAGCCCAAGGGACGAUUUGAUCAAGGGGGGCGGACCCUCAGCAACUAUUGAAUGCACCCCUCAAACCCCACCUCAGACUGUGCAGGUACCCGCCCAUCACACCUCGCAGAAGGGUGCGCGGUGGGAACGAUGGAAUCUGUUACGAACUGUGAGACGGAGACAAGAGACAGGAAGUGUUUGUAAAGAGGGGCAGCUGCGGUACCUGGAGGUGGAUGACACUAUCUCAGACACACCCCCGCAUUGGCUGCGCUGCCACCUGCAGGUCAGGAGGAUCAACGAGCACACCGCUAGUGAGAGGUACCAGCUGGAGCUCUACGACCCACCCAAGGACUACAGAACGCCAAAGCUCACCGUACCCUGUUCAGACAUCCAAGAGAUUCGACGCUGUAAUCGCCUAGAGAUGCCAGACAACAUGAACACAUUUGUCUUAAAGGUUACUGGUCAUGCGGGUAGUUUUCUCUUCGAGGCUGAUAAUGAGCAGCAGGUGAGCUCUUGGACCACGGAGCUCAGAGAAUGCAUCUCCAGCAGGUCAGAUAGUGUGGAUGGAGAAGCGUUUCCUGUCAGCGACUCGCUCAAUGCAGCUCGCAGAGGGAGUACAGAGCCCAGCGGCCAGGGCUCUCUGGGUUUUGGACUCUCAGAGCACACCUAUAAUAAAACGGAUCACUUCCUGUCCUCUUACCCAUGGUUCCAUGGGCCCAUAUCACGUGUGCGAGCUUCCUACCUUGUACAGCAUGCCGGGUUCAGCGGUCAUGGGAACUUCCUGGUGAGACAGAGCGAGACACGAAGAGGAGACUACGUCCUCACAUUUAACUACCAGGGCAGAGCAAAGCAUUUGCGUCUAUCUUUAACUGAGUGGGGUCAGUGUCGUGUGCAGCACCUGCGUUUCCCAUCAGUCAUGGACAUGCUGAGUCACUUCCGCAACUGUCCGAUCCCACUGGAGUGCGGCGCCGCAUGCGAGGUUAUGCUGGCCAAUUAUGUGCGGGUAAACCCCACUCACACAGGUCAGAGUUCGGCUGUCGGCUCUCCGGUAUUGGUGCCCUUCUCUCGCUGGAGCUCAGAGCCGAGUUUGACGCACUGUAGUCCGGAUUCAUGCCCUCACUCCAGCCCCUCCACAGCCCAGUCGUCAGCAUUAUCCGCACUCCCGCAUCAUGCGCCCUCUUCGUUUCCAGACCGCCCCGUUCCCGUCCCCCUGCGCCGGAGCGAGUCGGUGGGCCGCAGAAACCUGCUCCGCCACCCCAACCCGCUGCCGCCCCUACUGGCCAACCGAGACUCUGACUAUGAACUGGAGCCGCCCGACAGGGGGCGCAAGAGAGCCAUCGACAACCAGUACAUGUUCUUCUGACAGAGACAGAGGUGAAAAAGAACAAAAGAAGUAACAGAGGAAAAAUGCUCCAGAAUUCCCAGCCAGACGGAGAGCAUCCGGCAGCCAAACGGAGAAAGGAGUUGGAGUCGUGUGAGAUUGCGCACGAGACUCAGGGUUGAAGCACCUGUGCGUGAACGAUACUGCCGGAGACCUGCCGUGUGUCUACCGUGUGAAUGUAUUAUACAGAUGUGUCACUAUCAAAUCGGUGUGUGUUGUAGAAUAGCUCAGAGGAGUUGCUGGAUGGGAACAUUUCACGAUGGCUGGUCAGUAAGUGGAAGUCCGUGUCUACACUGGACAUCGCGACAACUUGAGGCCGUCUACACUGGAUACAUUCACAAUCAGCUGCAAUCUCAAGGCUAGACUUUAGUAAUCGACGAUUACUAAAAUGACAAUAAAAUCAGUUUGUCAAUCAGACAAAAAAAGUCGAAACAAAAAUACUUUAUUAAAUUUGAUUUUGCGUGUGAUUAAUUUGAUAACUAAUUUUACGUUCGUAUUCUUACAACUGCAUAUGAAGAAUUCAUUUGCAAAAACAGAUAACUCCAUUUUUAACAAUUCUCAAAAAUUGUUUUUUCAUUGUGCAUUCCAAUUAAUCUCAGUCAGUCUGCCAUUAGGUUAUUUUGAUUAGGUUAAAAAAUACAGCUAACACAAUGAAAAAUUUUUACAAAACAGAGUUAUCAAAAGAGUUAUCUUAAGUAGAAUUAACAAAAUUAUCCAAAAUUGAAUUUGAUUUUGCAUAUGAUUAACCAUAUCAUUAAUUUUACAUAUGGUCAUAUUCCAACAACUGCAUGUGCAUAUGGUCAGAAAAAAAAAUGUUUUAAGUAAGCUAUAGCAAUAUAAUCAGACAAGAAAAAAAAAUCUUUAUUUUUAAUAUAAAAUUACAAAAUCAAUUUUUAAUGUGAAUAAUUUUAUAUUUGAUAUGUUAGUAUUCCUACAACUGCAUAGAUAUAUGGAUACAUACAUAAUCAUGUCAGACCAGAAACAUCAUGAGCUUUUUUUAAAUUAUUAUUAUUAUUAAAAUCACAUUUUCUAUGUGUCUUGAGUCAGAAAUGGAGAAAUGGGGUGUCCACAUCAGGGGCUCAGAGUGUAGACGGCUCCGGAGUCAUUUAGUUUUGUCGCAGGUGUCUGGUGUAAAUACGGUGGUAAACAUCCAAAAGAUUCGAAUCGUUUUCAGUCUGGUUGCACACACACACACACACACUUUCAAAUUGUUUAUUUCAUGUUCAUUUGUAGUAAUACACAGGUUUCUUUGUUUUGCUAUGUAAAAAAUAAAUAAAUAAUAAUAUAGAUCGUUGAACCACAGUUUUACAGUCAACACAGCGAGUCUUGUUAUCUUGGAUUCUAGAGGUUUACAAUUUCAUCUGACCAAAGAGUAAAAUUAACCAAAUCAGACCAGCAGUACGAUUUGUUUUAUGCCUCAAUUAUCAUUUUAUAAUGAAUUUGUUUUACCCUGUGAAUUCAUUCUUUCUGUCUGCUUUAACACAUUUUAACCUGUUUCACAGCUUCAUUAGCUGUGUAAAUACUACUUUUAAACUAACAGCAGCCAAAUCUGACACCCUAAAUAGUUGAUUUUAAGCUAUUUAUCCAUUGUUUUUCAGUAAGUGUAUUACAAAAAAAACAAACUCUUUUUGAAUCAUUGUGAAUGUCUAAUAUUUGUGGCUUAACACUACCACAAUAAUCAAAUCUGUAUCAAGUGCAGACACCCAACUUUUUCUCAUUCAUACAUAAUUUGGCGAAUCUCACAUUUCACCAAGUCAAAAGAAAAAAAUAGAAUUAAAAUAAUGCCUAAUUAUUCAAAUAUAUAUA
Molecule: messenger RNA, 3978 nt
Organism: Carassius auratus (goldfish)
Lineage: Eukaryota; Metazoa; Chordata; Actinopteri; Cypriniformes; Cyprinidae
Gene: sh2b3
Product: SH2B adaptor protein 3
Exons: 8
Coding region: 181-2154 (657 amino acids)
Biological process (GO): intracellular signal transduction
Cellular component (GO): plasma membrane
Molecular function (GO): transmembrane receptor protein tyrosine kinase adaptor activity
Source: RefSeq, a predicted model, not a curated record